Molecule: messenger RNA, 255 nt
Organism: Haemonchus placei
Lineage: Eukaryota; Metazoa; Nematoda; Chromadorea; Rhabditida; Trichostrongylidae
Source: the annotation of a GenBank genome assembly
AUGGAUAUGCCGGAAGUAGUGAAACGACCGGAACUUGUUGUUCAUAAGGUCUAUCUCGACACUGAACCAGCAGCUUUCAUAUGUUUACUCAAGGAAAUACGUAGACGUAGUCUCAAUCCGAUUGACUUCGAUGCUGCAAGCUAUGCCGAGAUGCCCACUGUUGAGCUAAGUAACGGCAAGCGGAUAACUGAACUAAAACAUCCGGACUGGUUGAUGAGGAGUUCGUUUUAUCGUCCUGAGAAAAUGAAAACAUAA